GUUGGGACUUCGGACUUUGGAGUGAGGCCAAACCAAAAGAGCCUGCAGAUUUCGGGUUCGAUCUCGCGCUUCCGAUUUGGGAGCGAUGACAAGUGCCCAUUUCAACUACCAGAUCAUUCACCAUAAAUACUGUCUCUCGCUUUUGGCAACCUCUGUGUUUUCCCGCCAUUUUUCUACCAGGCGAGUGACCGAGCAAUUGACGCCUCUGUUCUUCCAUGGGGUUCAAUCAUUUCCUCUCAUUUUCCUUUUUUUUUAGUUUUAUUCUACCUUCUGUCAUUUAGGUUGCCGUUGGUUAAUAGGCUUCCUAAACCUUGGAAGGAGAAAGAGCAAUGGGAGAUUCUAGGGUUUUUGCUGAAUCCCUCGCAAAUCGAUCGGGUGCAGGGAUUAUUUCGAAAAUACGUUUAGAGAACUUCAUGUGCCACAGUAGCUUACAGAUUGAGCUUGGAGACUGGGUUAAUUUCAUUACUGGCCAAAAUGGAAGUGGUAAGAGUGCGAUAUUAACAGCAUUGUGCGUUGCCUUCGGUUGCCGAGCAAAAGGAACUCAGCGCGCCUCAACGUUGAAGGAUUUCAUAAAGACUGGUUGCAGUUCUUCUGUUGUUCAAGUGGAGAUAAAAAAUCAAGGGGAAGAUGCUUUUAAGUCAGAAAUUUAUGGUGAUAUAAUAAUUGUGGAACGCAGGAUUUCAGAAUCAGCUAGCUCCAUCAUUCUAAAGGAUCAUCAAGGAAGAAAGGUUGCCAGUCGGAAGGAUGAGCUUCGUGAGCUGGUAGAGCAUUUUAAUAUUGAUGUUGAGAAUCCAUGUGUGAUAAUGAGUCAAGACAAAAGCAGGGAAUUUUUGCAUUCAGGGAAUGACAAAGAGAAAUUUAAGUUCUUUUUCAAAGCUACACUGCUUCAACAAGUAAAUGAUCUUCUACAAAGUAUUAGGGAAAAGUUGGAUGCAGCAAAUAUUGUGAUCGAUGAACUAGAAUCUUCAAUAAGACCUAUACAGAAGGAGCUUAAUGAGUUACAAAGCAAGAUAAAGAACAUGGAACAUGUUGAAGAAAUAUCUCAGCAAGUACAACACUUAAAGAAGAAGCUCGCGUGGUGUUGGGUAUAUGAUGUUGAUAGGCAAAUCAAGGAACAAAAUGCAAAGAUUGAGAAGCUGAAAGAUCGCAUACCUACUUGCCAGGCCAAAAUAGAUCAACAGCUAGGUAACAUGGAGGUAUUGAAGGAAAGACUAACCAAAAAGAAAGCUGAUAUUGCACAUAUGAUGGAAAAGACAUCAGCAAUUAGGAGAAUGAAGGAAGAACUAGGACAUGAUCUUUCCCUGGCUACAAAAAAGAGGCUUGAACUAGAGGAGGAACAGAAGCGCAAAAUUAACCUUAUUAAUAACCUGGUCAAGGAUGUUCAAAAGCUUGAGCAACAAAUCUCUGAUAUUCAGGAGCAACAUGUAAAAAAUACACAGGCUGAAGAAUGUGAGAUGGAAGAAAGACUGAAAGGACUAGAAGAUGAAGUUGUUGUGGCCAAUUUACAUUUUACAAGAUUGAUGGAAGAAGAGAAUUCCCUUUCUGAAGACAUAUUGACCAUAACAAGUGAAAUCAAGAAAAUUGUUUUUGAGAUCGAUUAUAAUGAGAAAAAGUUUCGUGAAAUACGUUCUCAAAUUUGUGAACUUGAGCAGCAUAAAACAAACAAGGUAACAGCUUUUGGAGGAGAGAGAGUAAGCUAUCUCUUACGUGCAAUUGAGAGACACCAUAAAAAAUUCAGAAGGCCCCCAAUUGGUCCUAUUGGGGCUCAUGUGACAUUGGCUAAUGGUGAUAUGUGGGCUCAAGCUGUUGAAAAUGCCAUAGGGAAGCUGCUAAAUGCUUUUAUUGUCACAGAUCAUAGAGAUAAUCUUCUUUUGAGAGAAUGUGCAAGGGAGGCGAAUUACAACCACCUUCAAAUUAUCAUAUAUGAUUUUGCUAGACCAAGGUUAAACAUUCCUAGUCACAUGCUUCCCCAGACAAAGCACCCAACUACUCUUUCCGUUUUACAUUUUGAUAAUCCUACUGUAAUGAACGUUCUAGUGGAUAUGGGUAAUGCUGAGAGGCAAGUACUUGUGAAAGAUUACGAAGUGGGAAAAACUGUUGCAUUUGACCAAAGGAUUCCAAACCUUAAGGAUGUUUACACAAUAGAGGGAUAUAGAAUGUUUUCUCGUGGUUCUGUCCAGACAAUUCUCCCUCCUAACAAGAAAAUUAGAAGUGGACGACUUAGCAGUUCAUUUGAUGAUCAAAUUAAAGAUUUGGAGAAAGAUUCAUUAAAGGCACAAGAACAAGCCCAAGAAAGCAGGGGGAAGAAACGAAAUGCAGAGCAAAGUCUCUGGAAUCUUGAAGAGAAAAUAAAAAGCAUAAAGAGGCGGCGCCAAAAUGCAGAGAGGGAUUUAAAGAUCAAGGAACUAACUCUACAAGAUGUGAGGAAUUCAUAUGUUGCUGAAAAGAGUUUGCUCCCCACACCUGAUGUAGAUGAGCUCCAGCAUGAAAUUUUGAAACUGCAGGAAGAAAUUCAAGAAAAGGAAGUGUUAUUAGAGAAUCUCCAAGCAAGGAUGACUGAAGCAGAAGUAAAAGCAAGCAAUCUAAAAUCAUCAUUUGAGAAUUUAUGUGAGUCGGCAAAAGGGGACAUUGAUGCCUUUGAGAAAGCAGAGAAGGAAUUGAUGCAAAUUGAAGAAGAUCUGCGUUCACUAGAGAUGGAGAAAGCUCAUUAUGAAGGUGUCAUGCAUAACAAGGUUCUUCCAGAUGUAAAAGAAGCAGAGGCAACGUGUAAGGAGCUCCAAGUCAAGCGGCAGGAGAGUUCCAAGAAAGCUUCUAUUAUCUGUGUUGAGAGUGAGAUCAAAGCUUUAGGAGGCUGUGAUGGGACCACACCAGAUCAGUUAAGCGCUCAACUAAGUAGACUAAAUCAGAGACUUCAGCAAGAGAGCCAAAGGUAUUCUGAAUCUAUUGAUGAUCUCAAAGUUUUAUAUGAGAAGAAAAAGCGCAAAAUACUUAGGAAACAGCAAACUUAUGAAGCUUUUCGGGAGAAACUUAGUGCAUGCCAGAAAGCCCUGGAAUUACGUUGGAGCAAGUUCCAAAGGAAUGCAAGUCUGCUUAAACGUCAGUUGACUUGGCAAUUUAAUGGUCAUUUGAGGAAGAAAGGGAUCAGUGGGCACAUCAAGAUUAGUUAUGAAGAUAAGACACUUUCUGUAGAGAUAAAAAUGCCACAAGAUGCAUCGAGUAACACUGUCCGUGAUACCAGGGGGCUUUCAGGUGGGGAACGCUCUUUCUCUACUCUAUGCUUUGCAUUAGCACUUCAUGAGAUGACAGAAGCCCCCUUUCGAGCAAUGGAUGAGUUUGAUGUAUUUAUGGAUGCUGUUAGCCGUAAAAUCAGCUUGGACACCCUUGUGGAUUUUGCCUUGACACAAGGGUCACAAUGGAUAUUCAUAACUCCACAUGAUAUCAGCAUGGUGAAGCCAGGGGAGAGGGUGAAGAAGCAGCAAAUGGCAGCUCCUCGUUCUUAAUUCUCAAGGGCAGUUUGUUGUAUUAUAUUCUCACGUGUAAAUUCUAAGUUCUAAUUGUGCUCUUGAGGUAAUUAUAGGAAUUUCCAUUAUCUAUCUUGUAUUCAUUUUUUUGUUGAAUGUACGUAAUCUGUGUAUAAUAUUGUCAUUUUGUCUAUGCUAAUUGUUUUCUUCUCCA
Molecule: messenger RNA, 3675 nt
Organism: Nelumbo nucifera (sacred lotus)
Lineage: Eukaryota; Viridiplantae; Streptophyta; Magnoliopsida; Proteales; Nelumbonaceae
Product: structural maintenance of chromosomes protein 6B-like
Biological process (GO): chromosome organization; double-strand break repair via homologous recombination
Cellular component (GO): site of double-strand break; nucleus; chromosome
Molecular function (GO): single-stranded DNA binding; protein binding; damaged DNA binding
Source: RefSeq, a predicted model, not a curated record